Alternaria metachromatica is the source of this 475-nucleotide messenger RNA. RefSeq lists its product as uncharacterized. The transcript has 2 exons. The annotation marks the transcript as partial. Lineage: Eukaryota; Fungi; Ascomycota; Dothideomycetes; Pleosporales; Pleosporaceae. The record is from RefSeq and is a predicted model, not a curated record.
UCUGCUCGCCGAGAAUGAGCCGUUUAGCAUCUCGCGCGAGAGCUUCGACUCCUACAGGCGGUCAUUUGAUAUCUCCGCGCGCUCUCCCAUUCAAGACAAUGUCCAUGAGACGUACCCCCGCCAGUCGCUCGAUGCGCGCCGCUCCGUAGAUACCAGACGUUCGCUCGACGUCCGCCGUUCGCGCGCCACACCGCGCUCCUCGAUGCAACAACCCCGCCACAGCGAAAGCCACGAGCAAGUGCCUGAGGAGGGGUUCGAGGAGGUGGGCCUGAACGACGAGCCGAAGCCGCAGCCAAAGAAGCGCAGCAUCUUCUCGCGCUUCGGCGAUAACAACAACACCGACAAGACGGAAGAGCGACCCAGCUCGAGCCAUCACUUCUCCCUCACAGGCCGGAAGCGCGCUGAGAGCGGGGCAGGCUCGGAGCUCAAGCCUAUGCCAAAGCCAGCGGCAGAGGUUCCCGCGGAGGCACGGUGA